Aspergillus ibericus CBS 121593 is the source of this 1032-nucleotide messenger RNA. RefSeq lists its product as uncharacterized. NCBI's taxonomy places the organism in Eukaryota, Fungi, Ascomycota, Eurotiomycetes, Eurotiales, Aspergillaceae. The transcript has 3 exons. The record is from RefSeq and is a predicted model, not a curated record. The coding region runs from base 195 to 995 and encodes 266 amino acids.
CCAGUUCCAAUGGCAUCAUGUGACUAUCAUGUGACCACGGAAUCAUGACCGCCUUCACCUAUCUUCUUCCCUCUUCCUUUCUUCCCUCUCACCUGGCAGCAGCCAUUCCAUCGUCAAUCCACUCUUCCAUCCCGAUUCCAUCAGAUAGAUACCAUUAGGGGCCGGCCCACAUCUCAAGCUCCUGCUUCCCAAACAUGGAUGACCCUCAAGUCAACGAUGAGGCUGUGUUUAUCUCUCCGGCGUCUCACCCACUCGCAAUCGGGGACGUAGACGAGGAGCCACAACCUCCCCAGGAAGUCUCCGCCGUGCUGUCUAUUCUGACUGACGCCGGAAUAAAUUGCUGCUUUGUUCAAGAACUUUCGUUAAUAUAUUAUGGGACCACACGUUUACAACGCGACCUAGUAUUAUGCAUUCAGGAUGAGCAAUUUGAGCGUGCAGUGGAGCUUUUCACCUCUCAUGGCGACAUACUCCAGCCCUGUGGUGCAAAUCCCCUUUCGUCGCCAAAUUUGCUGAACCACAAGUAUCCUCGAUUCAAGGCUAUCGGGUGGGCUACUUUCUGGCUACUCGUACCGGGAACUUACUGCCACCUCAAUGUUGAGCCAGAGAGCAUUGAAUGGAGUCUAGGUGGCCUGCCAUACCCCAAGCUUUCCGUGUACGUGCAAAGCGCGAUUGACUCCAAAAGCCUGUUAGACUUGGAGGAGUUGAUUGAUGGGAUGGAUCUUUCAGAAGAGUGGGGUCACAAAACACUGGACCUGGAAGGCCAUACUGAUACCCAAUGGCUGGAAGAUCGCGUUAAGGCUUUUCGGGAUGAUGGGGUGGAUGAAAUGUUCAUUUGGGUAGACCCCACUCCUGUUUCUCGGCGAGAGAUCUGGACAUUCUCCGUCCGAAACAAACAAAAGCGCUUGGGCUGGAAGUAUCCACCGGAGAUUUACUCGAGUCGGUAUCGAAAACAUGGAUCCAAGGAUCCACGGAGCGUUCAAAGACCUGGAGUGUAGGGAGCCACAUUACGCAAAGUGAAAAAGCUCAGCCUUU